GUCGACCUCAUCCUCCAGCUGCCCGGCCUCAUUCCCCUUGGUAGCGGCCUAUCCCGCCGCAAUUCACCGAAUGUUACGGCGGCAUAGCAUCGAUUAGGUCAAAUUCCGAGUCGAUACUCAAUUUUGUGAGGGGUCAGCGACGUGCGUAUGGCCACAUAUGUGCUUAGAAGCGCAUCAUGGCGUUCACUCUACAGCGCACGAACGACCUUGGAGACCUUGGCCGCGUCGUUGCACCCCGCUACCUGGUCACUCGCCGCAUCGUCGAAGCAAUACUUCAGUCUUUCCGGAGAACCACCGACGAUGCAGGCCAUGAAGCAGAUGCAGUAUCCAGACGUUCACGCGGACUCGUCUAUCUUUGAGGAGGACGAGGAAGACUACCAGGCUGUGCUGGGCGCAACUCGCGGAAAGGUCACACUGGCCAGAACGGCCGACAUGCCAGCUCGGCUACUUGCUCGAGGAAAAUAUGAGGAAGCGGAGCGCCUCCUUGACGAAAUGCGAGACAUGCGACUACAACCCGCUUCCUCGCCGGUGUUCGUGGAUGCAGCGAUACACGUACUCCGUACCCGGUGGACAACCCUGCAUGCGCGGCGCGCUGCCUUUCAGAGGUUCUACUCGUACAUACCUUUCGCCACGUCCAAUCACCCGUCAUUUGACCAGGCCGCGCGUGUCUUGGAACUCUUGCUUCAGAACAUCAUCGACCUUCCCCUCAUGAAGCUAUGUAUCUUGACAAACGUCGCCAGGGGCUAUUUCCUGAUGCGACACGUCGCCAUUGUACGCGACUACGUUCGGCUCUCGGACCCGCACUCCAGCGUCCGCUUACUCGACGCGUUGUAUGACAAAUCCGUUGAAGGCUUAAAGACCAUGGCUCGCUUUGGGAACCUGCGCGUCUCGUCCAAUCGACCUAUCCAUCCGCUCAUACAAGACGCCGAGCCGAGGGUCAACGUAAUGCUGCAGGCGACCUACAGCACCGCAAUCCUUGAAUUUUGCAAACAAAAUCGGGCCGAUCUGGCGGUCGCCGUGCUGCAGAAGGCAUGGCAGAGGGACAUUCCGGUGCAUGCACUAGUCUACUCCCGGGUUAUCAACAAGCUGGAGAGCGCCUUGGACACAGAGAACCUGUCCCUUGUGAAGCAACUCAUCGGGGAUCGCCCAGCUGAUAGCACAUUCACGCCUUAUCUUCCGUCAGCCGACUUUCUCAAGCCCCCGCCUCCCGCUCAUUUGCCCGACGAUCGCCCGCUCAACACACGGUCACGCCUAGCGGACGCCCUACGCAUCCUUCGUCGGCACAUAUCUGCAUACACUUGCCCGGAGCCGAGCGUUCUCGCGAACGUCUUCGCGGCCUGCGCCCAUUUCCAGUGCCCCCGUAUCUUAACGAUUUUGCGCGAACGGGCGUACCGGAAGACGGAUACUGCCAUGGUGUGGGCGCUCGCCGAGAUGCUCUACCAUCACAAGCGGCGCGACGUGCACGCGAUCAGCCUCGUCUUCCGCAACAAUUUCCGAAUGAUUGGUGUCCCCCCCCAGGCGUACUUCUACGCGUCGUUCUAUCGCCGUGGCCCGCGCUGGGACGAUUCUUCGCUGUCGACAUCCAAACUCUACACGCAUGCUACUCUCCCCUCUGACGGGUACAAGAUGUGGCCGUCGACUCAUCAUACAGUUCUCGUGUGGCGUGCCUGCGCUGAAAAGGUUGUGCAUGCGGCGUCGUUGACAAAGCUGUAUAAGGAGUUGUUGGCUCAGGUGAAGGCCUCGCGACAGGUGCAUAGUUUGGUGCAUAGUCCGUCUCCGCCCAAUAUCGCGCAGGAACGACACGACACAGCUCAGGAUGUCCGUCUCGGUAGCGUCGAGUCUGCAGGCGCGGAGUCGCCCUAUCCAACGCCGACGCCCCCGCCAUACAUGUACGACGACGCCCACUUCAACGUCUUCGUACGCGAGUUCGGGAAGACGGACACCGCUGCUGCGGCGCGGGUCAUUUCCGACAUGUAUCAGCUGGGCGUUCAACCUGGCGUGGAGACCUUGUCGCUGCUCCUCUGUUGUUUCUCCGAGCAGGAGGAAGAAAGCAAGAUGAUCCAGCUCUUGGAGCGGAUGGAGGCGACUCUCGAUGCGGAAGCCGCACAUGGCGACAGCGCCACCUCGGCGUCGAACGACCUGGUCCUCCCGCCCCCCAAUGUCGCCGCGUACGUCACCGUCAUCGAGCAUCUCAUGGUGCAUCAGCAACCCGUAGUCGCGUCGGGCAUCGCCUUACGUAUGUUCAACAAGCUGCAGUACCAGUUCGGUACGAAAACCCAGAUGGAUCGCCUCCUCCUCACACUCGUACAUGCCCUCGCUGCUCUCAAGCGCGAGCGGAAGAUGCAGAACACGCAGAUGGAGCAGAGCGAGCAUGACACAGUGACUGCGUUCGUGGCUGCUCUCCGUCAAGCCCAGAAGCGCCAGCACCAGCGCCCGCGGAUCAAUGUCUCGGAACCUUCCACGCAACCAUAGCGAGCUGCCAUGUAUGGGAGGCGUCGUUGAUGCUCGCUGGAUGCUCAGGACC
Molecule: messenger RNA, 2524 nt
Organism: Rhodofomes roseus
Lineage: Eukaryota; Fungi; Basidiomycota; Agaricomycetes; Polyporales; Fomitopsidaceae
Exons: 2
Coding region: 148-2472 (774 amino acids)
Molecular function (GO): protein binding
Source: RefSeq, a predicted model, not a curated record